AUGGGAGCCGUCAGUUCAAACUAAAUAAGACCACCUGAUCUAAAUGAUAGACCUUCAUCGCUUAACAGUCAGAGUUCGAAAAGUAAAAUUAGAGAGACGAAUGUUGAUAUUCGUGAAAACAAGUCAAAAACUGAGAUAACAUUAAGAACUUACACUUGGCAUAGAGAUUCGCAUGGACUAUUUGACUAUGAAAGCAAGAAUAUUACAAACAACUUUCUCCGAUGCAAUUAUUCUUGCAACUACUGGAUAUAUCACAAAAAUGUUGUAGAAGAUUAAGACGAGGAAAAAUUGAAUCCGGCAGACAAAGCUUGGCUUAUUGUUAAAUAUAUGAAUAAUAGCCUCAGCAGUCAGAGAGGAUACAAGAUAAAAAUAGGCGACACAUUAAAAUUUGGAAGGGUUAGAUUUAAGGUUAUCAUGAUGCACAAUGAGUUAGAUGGAGAGUAAAUAUACCAAGUCAAGCCCUCAAGCACCAAUCAUAAUUAGCCCAAAAAUAAAAUGCCUUCGAGAGGUUCUAUAGAAAAUACUGAAUCAGAUAAUGACAUGCCAGACAUUGAUGAUGAACCUGAAGCACUUAACGGGAAUAAUAGACAAAAUGGGGGAAGUAGAAAUAUCUCGAAUCAUUUGAACGCCUAAUCUCACCAGAAUAAUGAUAGAGAUAGUAUUUCAUUGCCAAAGAUGGAUUCAUUUAACAAGAAAUUUAGAAUGAAAUCGAGCUCAUCAAAAAUAAAUAAAGAAAAAUUACAAAGAAAGGAAAGUGUCGGAUCCCAAGGUCCUCCAAUUUGUAGAAUAUGCCUUGGUGAUGAAAACGUUGAACCAAACCCUUUAAUAUCACCUUGCAAGUGUAGUGGAUCGAUGAAAUGUAUUCACAUUGAGUGUUUGAGAGAAUGGCUUAAUAGCAAAAGCUCUUUUAAAGAAAAUCCUUCAGUAAAAACCUAUUGUUGGAAAGCCCUAGAAUGCGAGUUAUGCAAAAUGAGAUUCCCUGAUAGGAUAACAUCAAGCGGUAGCAGUAUUGAAUUAAUUUCAUAUGAGAAGCCAGACACAGAAUACAUAGUUCUUGAGAGUGUAACCUAGCAAAACAUUAAAAUCAUCCACGUAAUUGACAUGGAUAGUCGAGAAUAGAUCAAAGUUGGAAGAGGGCAUGAUAGUUAAGUUCGAAUUACUGAUAUCUCUGUUUCAAGAUGCCAUGCUAUGAUCAAGAAGAGUACUAGAGGAGAAUACUUAGUAGAAGAUAACAAUUCAAAGUUCGGUACUUUAGUUCUAGUUAGGAAACCCUAUAUGCUGCAAAAAUUGUAAACUAACUAUCUGUAGCUCGGAAGAACUCUUAUUGAGCUUACUAUGAGAGAUCCUAGAAAAGGCUGCUCAGUAAGAGGUAUAUGUUAGAAGAAAAGUUCGAAAGCAUAAAAGGGUGCUGGAUUAACUUUUGACGGAGAAGAUUUUUUCCCUGAUGAGUUCUUAUAAAAACAACAUGAAUUUACCAGAGAAGAAGAUAAUGUGCAUAGGAAUUCUAGCAAGUUAAAGCCACACUUGAGAAAUCCGAAUGGAAGAGGUCCCUUCGAAGAUACUAAUAGAAGAAGUUAAGCUCUAGAAAAUAUGACUGAGUAAUUGCCUGGAAAUCUAAACAUUGAUGAUGACUAUGGAGAAGAUGAGGGUGUCCUAUCUCCUGAUGAUUUAAGAGAUAAUGAUAAUAUGAAUGAAAGGGAAAGACUUUAGAUUAUGAAUGAAUUAUAACAAAGGAUAGGAGCCAAUGUAUUUGAUAAUGAUUUAGAUAAUAAUGACCUCGAUAACUCUCAGACUUUCCUCAAUAAUAGAAAUCAAUUGCCAAGUAACAUAGCCAAUUAGGAUUAAAAUAAUUUCUACUUGACUUAAAACAUUAACAAUCCAAAUAUUGAUGUGGGAUUCGACUCUAGUAUUGAGGAAAUUAAGGAGAUAUCAGAAAAUUCAAAUGCUAGGGACAAAUCAGGAAAAAGUGGAUAGUCUGGGACGUUGAUAGUAUCUCAAAACUAGUCACAAUAAAUGCGAUCAAGUACCUCCAACAAUAAUAAUGUAAAUAGACAAGAUUCCAAUAGAAGUAAUGCAUCGGGUGCAACUAUAAAUCACCAAAGAUAGCACAAUCUAGUUUAGGAAACAGCAUCUAUUCCAGUAGUAUAGUUCUAUUAGAACACUCCUGCUAUGAAUAACAAAGUCAAUGUUAUGAGUAGAAAUGAUCUCCUCAUGAUGGCUGCUAGUGGGCAAGAGACAGUUAAUAAUCAUUACAAUGCAGAUAUAUCUGGAACUCAUCAUAUUGUAGAUCUGAGUGAUGCAGAUCUCUCAUCCUAGUAAAUUAUGUUCGAUAAUUCGAUCUAUAUACCUUAAAACGACAAAGCUACACUAAUGAUUCACUCCUAAAACCAUUCUAUGAAUGCCAAUCAAAGCAUUGUAAAGAGCAAAAUACAAUCAUCUUAAAAUGUGAAUAUGGUUAUUGAAGGACAGAUACUUGCAACAAACUUGACUAGUCUUCAGUAGCCAGAUCUAGAUACACUACAUGAUGAUUAGAGGAGAAGAAGUGCAUCUCAGGCUUUGAAAGACUUAUAUAUAGAUGCGAAGUUUGGAUCGCAAAAUGAUGAGUCAAGUGUUAUGCAAUAUAUGCAAAUCAACAAUAUGAAAUACAUUAAAAUAGGAGAGAAUGAAAGCACCGAGGAAAGAAAACUCAAUAGUAAGAUGUUAGAGUAAAAUGUUAAGCAACUACAUAUCACUGGAGGAUAAUCUGAUAGAUAAGUACUAAUAAUUGAUAAUAGUAACUUUGAUGAUUAAAACAGUUCUGACAUUAGCAAGCCAGAUGAUAAGAACAUAUUCAACAAUAAUGUGCUGAUAGUAGAUAAUAAUCCCUAACUUCACUGA
This is a messenger RNA of Stylonychia lemnae, 2877 nucleotides long. Lineage: Eukaryota; Ciliophora; Spirotrichea; Sporadotrichida; Oxytrichidae. The record is from the annotation of a GenBank genome assembly.